AUGUCUGGUAGCAUGAGGCUUCCUAUUGGCGCCCAGGCUGGCGCACGUCGACGAGACAAAGGAUCCCACGCGGUAGACAAGAUCGGUGCCGCUGCCAGGGUCGACUGUGGCGAGCUUGGCGUUGGUAGUCGGUUGGGACUUGAGGUAGCACUUGCCCUUGUAGCCAGCAUGUACUGGUUGCCCUUGUUGUCCUUGAAGGCUGUUCCGCUGCCGCCCAUCUGGCUGCAGCUCUGGGCUGAGGCAAGCUGUGCUCCAGCCCAGAGCAUGCUAGCACGACAUAGCUGUCCGCCAGGAAGCCAUGAUCUUGUCUGGGCGUUGCCGAUCUGA
Messenger RNA from Gaeumannomyces tritici R3-111a-1, 327 nucleotides. RefSeq lists its product as hypothetical. NCBI's taxonomy places the organism in Eukaryota, Fungi, Ascomycota, Sordariomycetes, Magnaporthales, Magnaporthaceae. The transcript is spliced from 3 exons. The record is from RefSeq and is a predicted model, not a curated record. Bases 1 to 327 code for a protein of 108 amino acids.